Molecule: messenger RNA, 412 nt
Organism: Paramecium sonneborni
Lineage: Eukaryota; Ciliophora; Oligohymenophorea; Peniculida; Parameciidae
Source: the annotation of a GenBank genome assembly
CAUGAAGAUGGUCAUCUUGAUUUUAAUAAUAACAAUACUCAGUACACACGCUUAAACAUCAUUAAGAGGCAAGAAUAAAAUUGGUAUGAAUGAUCUUUAUUAAGACUAGAGUAGAACGAGGAAUAAUCAUUUAUGUCAAAUAAUAAUUAUAUGUAAGAACUAUAAGAAUACUCAUUGUUUGUUUAAUUAACAAAGCCUUUCUAUGAAACUGCACCAAUGGAUGUUAUGAUGCUUAAUCAUGAAAUGGAAAUAGCUAGAAUGAUGGGUAACCCAGGAGUAACAAUGAUGAAUUAUGUUCUUGAAGAGUCCCCUUUCCGUCCUGCUUGAUCAAAAAAUUAAAUGGCAUUAUGUGAUGAUUCCUAUUCAUAACGGAAUUAACAACCUAAAAUUACCACAUUUAUUAUUUGCAUGC